AUGGCGCUUCUCUCCAAGAACAAAUUAGGGUUCGUGGAUGGAACCAUUGUAGUACCGGACGCCGGGGAUGUUAAAUUUCCAUAUUGGAGGAGAUGCAACAACAUGGUUGCCACCUGGAUAACGCGUUCGUUAUCAUCUGAGAUCGCUCAGACUGUUCUCUGGGUAGGUUCGGCCGAGAAAAUUUGGAGAACCUUGAAAUCACGUUUCAGUGAAGCCGAUAUCUUCCGCGUCUCAGAUUUACAUGCUGAAGUUCACCAGACUCGACAAGGAGACCUCAGCGUAGGUGCGUAUUUCGCCAAAUUGAAGUCCCUAUGGGAUGAGCUGCAAGUCAUAAGGCCCCUUCCAACUUGCAAUUGUGCACGAAGGUGCAACUGUGGUUUGCUAGACAAAAUUCAAUACCAUUCGGAUAGUGAAAAUUUAUCCGUAUUUCUGAGAGGAUUGAGUGAUGGCUAUGCCUCAGUCCAGUCGCAAAUCAUGAUGAUGAAGCCGCUACCCUCUGUUGACGAUGCUUUCCUGAUGGUGCAACAACAGGAGAGAAGGUUUAAUAGUGGUAUGAGUUUCUGCCCUCAAUCAGCAGACAACUUAAAUACAGGGAGUGUUUUGCUUGCUCAAGCCUCUGGGGGAGCCAAGAAUUCUACCCCAAUGGGAAUAAGAAACCAGUGUGUACCUAUUGUGGUUUCAAUGGACACAUAUCCAAAAAAUGCUAUAAGAAGCACGGGUAUCCUCCCGGAUGGAAGCCAAGAAACCGGAAUACAGGGGCAGUUAAUCAAGUGCAGGUUACUGGUCAAGCUACUUUAG
Ipomoea nil (Japanese morning glory) is the source of this 798-nucleotide messenger RNA. RefSeq lists its product as uncharacterized. Bases 1 to 798 code for a protein of 265 amino acids. The transcript has a single exon. NCBI's taxonomy places the organism in Eukaryota, Viridiplantae, Streptophyta, Magnoliopsida, Solanales, Convolvulaceae. The record is from RefSeq and is a predicted model, not a curated record.